Molecule: messenger RNA, 1230 nt
Organism: Malaclemys terrapin pileata
Lineage: Eukaryota; Metazoa; Chordata; Testudines; Emydidae
Gene: TINF2
Product: TERF1 interacting nuclear factor 2
Exons: 11
Coding region: 140-1213 (357 amino acids)
Biological process (GO): telomere capping; regulation of telomere maintenance via telomere lengthening
Cellular component (GO): shelterin complex
Molecular function (GO): telomeric repeat DNA binding
Source: RefSeq, a predicted model, not a curated record
CGCGGCGGCAGCCAGAUUGAUUCGGCCGCCUGCGGCCCCGUCUCGCGCAGCCAGGCCCGGAAGUGACGUAGGGAGACCGGCCCGAAGGCGGGCGGAGGGCGCCGGGAAGAGCCGCCAACGGCCCGCGCCGAGGCUAGGCAUGGCCGGAAGUGACGUGAGACAAAACGGGCAGGCGGCGGGGGGCAUCACGCCCGCCCCCCCCGGCCAGGACCCCUGCGCCCCCCUGCGCCUGGCCGCGGUGGCCGCCUGGCAGGUGAUGCGGGCGCGGCAGGUGCGCGACUUCCCGCGGGUGCUGGGGCUGCUGGAGGCCGUGGGGCAGGCGGCCCCCGACGUCGUCUUCUUCCGCCACUACGCCCGGCUGCGCCUGGGCCUGCAGGCUGCGGUGAUCAUGGGGAUGCUGCAGGAGGAGCAGCCGGACGGGAAGAUCUACGACGCCGUGGACACCUACUUCCCCGAGGGCGAGCACCGGCGCCACCCGCUGGCCACCGCCCGGGACCUGCGCCUGGUGGGCGAAGCCCAGGAGACCUUCCGGGAGCUGGUGCUGGGCCUGCUGAGUGACCGGCAGCGGCGGGAGACCUACGUGGAGGAGCAGCUGGAGGCCGAAUAUGGGGAGCCCUUCCUGGGGGGGCUGGAGGGGCUGCUCUACGAGUAUCUGGGGCGCCUGGAGAGCACCCUGCCCCCGCCCCAACUCCAGCAGCUGCAGGAGGCUGCCUGGAGCGAGUGCCCCCUGGCCGGCCCCCCCCAGCGCCCCUCGGAGCUCAGCGUCCUGGCCCAGUACCUCACGGACAUGGGCCACCACCAGCACACGGGCUCACCCGCCUUGCCGCUAGUAACCAGCAUGCCCUCCCUGCCCCCAGUGCCCGGGACGCCGGGGUCCCGCCAGAGGCGGAGCCAGGAGGGGGCAGCGCCCGCACAGGAAGAGAUGCCCCCUGACCUUGGCCUGCACUGCCAGCCGCCCGGAGAACAGGACCUGGACACAAGCGGGGACAUCGUGUGGGAGUCGGAAGAGGAGGAGAGCUGUGGCCCCCGCAGGAAGGCCAGCUACCAGUGCACGCGGUACAACACCCUGAUCCCCACCUUCUGCGACCACCUGGACCCCCCCAGCGGGUGCCCUGGCUGCUGCGCUCCCGGGCCCCUGCCCCCGCCCCACGGCACAGACGCACCAGCCUCCGGAGGGUGCCCCACAAAGCCUUUAAUUGGUGACACCAAAUAAACACAGUACAUGAUUCA